AUGACAUUUGGAGGCGGGACAACAUGGCUAGAACUUAAUGUACAGUAGUUAGCUCAUGAGGUGCUAAGUAUGUACCGUUAUAUCAGUUCAUUAAGGAAAUAAAGAUUGUUUACCUUUAACGUGAGGCGCAUUUAUUGACCUGUGAAACCCAUCUUUACAUUUACUCCUCUUAAAUGUUCAGCGCCAAUACCAAACGUGUCGAGAAGGAUGUGUAGCUGACUUUAGCUCAAGACUGCUAAUGAUAAGAACUAGCUAACUUGUGCUAACACGUCAAUACGCUGCUACGACUAGCUUCACACAGUGGCAAACACAGAAGUGAAUGACAGACAACGUGGGGUGAGGACCUAAUUUCGGGACCCAGACAGCAGGGAUGAAGAAGCGGACCUGGCGAGAAGGGCAGCGACCGCACAGGCGACAAGGGGCUGGUCACCGCCGCGGCUGGUACAGAGACAACCGGCAAAGAUCAACACAGGACGAACAGUGGUAUGGACACAGCAAUGCAGGGCCGUCAUAUAGAGCAUCUCAGAGGAGGUAUGAGAACCAGUCUGCAGGUUCUUCUGCCUCGCCUUCCUCCUCCAAGGCCAGCAGUGCUGCCCCAGAGCUGCCUGGUUUCUACUUUGACCCGGAGAAAAACCGCUACUUUCGUCUGCUGCCGGGACAUAACAACUGUAACCCACUGACCAGAGAGCAGUUGCAGGAGAAAGAAAGGGAGAAACAGAGAAACAAGAUGCUCGCAGAGGAUGAAAAGCCCAGAAAAAAAGCACCAAGAACAGGACUGAACACUUCACUGCUGCUACAGAAAAGACACCUUGGCUUGUUACCUGAGAACUCCUAUUGUAGGAUGGUCCAUGAGGUCAAGGUCAGUGGAAUGAGACGCCACAAACUAGAGGUCCAGAGCACGGACAACAGCAACCCCAACACUGACAACUUCAGACUCAUAGUGGGGGACUCCGCGUGUGAGCGAGUGUUCACAGUCAACGACGUUUCUCACGGCGGCUGCAAGUACGGCAUCAUGAACUUCAGCAGCAGUAGCCAGGGCUCUCUGUCUGUGGAGAUGUGUGAUAACCUCUACUUCACCAACCGUAAGGUGAAUUCCAUCUGCUGGGCCUCAGUCAACUACCCAGACUCCCAUGUGCUGCUGUGUCUUGUCGGAGUGGCAGACACCCCUGGCUGCGUCAGUUUACUUCCCGCUUCCCUCUUCAGCAACUCCAACCCAGACCAGCCAGGGAUGCUGUGUAGCUUUAAGAUAUCUACAGCCUGGUCUUGUGCUUGGUGUCUCAACCCACAGUUUGAUAAGACCUUCAGCACUGGCCUAUCUCGUAGGGUAAUUGUGAAAGAUGCAGAGACGGGCCGAACACAGACAUACAGCGUAGGCAGCGAUGUCUUGGCUCAGCAGUUCGCCCUUAGGGUUCCUGUGCUGUUCAAUGGUUGCCGAUCGGGGGAGAUCUUCAGCAUCGACCUGCGGCAGCGCGGCCGCAGGGAUCAAAGCUGGAAGGCCAGCCGCUUCCAUCAAGAAUCAGCCAUCACCUCCGUCCGCGUCCUCCAGGAUGAGAACUACCUGCUGGCUGCUGAUAUGCUGGGCCAGAUCAAGCUGUGGGAUGUGCGAGUGACAAAGCCAGUGCAGGAGUACAAAGGGCACUACAAUGAGCAUGCCUACCUUCCUAUUCAUGUCAAUGAACCUGAGGGGCUUUUGUUGGCAGUGGGUCAGGAUUGCUACACGAGGUUAUGGAGCCUAAAGGACAGCCAACUGCUGCGGACCAUCCCAUCACCCCACCCAGCCGCAAACGACCUGAUCCCAAGCGUCGUCUUCUCCUCCAAGUUGGGUGGGUGCAGGGGGCUCCCCGGCCUGCUCAUGGCUGUCAAACACGACCUGUACUACUUCCCAUACAACACCGACUACCAGGAAGGAGGAGAGCAGCUGGCAGGAUAUUAUGAAAACAUGGAAAAUGCUUCCUCUCAUUGAUAAUUUUUGCCAAAUACAAAAAUGGUGUUAUAUUCAUCUAUUGUAUAACUGAAAGGCCUGUAUGCAGUGCAUUUCCAAAUGGUUGUACUGAACUUUUGUUUUAUAAGAUGACCUCAGAAAAGUUACAUUUAUAUCUCAGGGGAAUGUUAUUUUUCACAGACUUUUUUGUGCCAAAAGAAAGUAGAAGUGCUACGUACAUGAGUGCGCCUAAUUACGACCGUUAGACACUGCUUACUGUAACCUUUUCAAAAGAAGUGUACUUACUUAAGACAUGACUGACUUUAAUUUGUAAUGUCAUUUAGGAUGUUUCUGAAUUUGAAAUGAACAAUACUGUGUUUAUAUUGUAGAUUGAUACUACUUUUUCAAAUUGUCGUUUAAAAAAAAAAAGUCAUUAAACACAGUGAUCUAUUGAA
This is a messenger RNA of Xiphias gladius (swordfish), 2376 nucleotides long. It is a transcript of the gene wdr21, whose product is annotated as WD repeat domain 21. The record is from RefSeq and is a predicted model, not a curated record. Lineage: Eukaryota; Metazoa; Chordata; Actinopteri; Istiophoriformes; Xiphiidae. Gene Ontology annotation, molecular function: protein binding. Gene Ontology annotation, cellular component: Cul4-RING E3 ubiquitin ligase complex. The coding region runs from base 371 to 1963 and encodes 530 amino acids. The transcript has 13 exons.